This is a messenger RNA of Juglans microcarpa x Juglans regia, 2508 nucleotides long. RefSeq names its product protein FAR1-RELATED SEQUENCE 6-like. Lineage: Eukaryota; Viridiplantae; Streptophyta; Magnoliopsida; Fagales; Juglandaceae. The transcript is spliced from 5 exons. The record is from RefSeq and is a predicted model, not a curated record. Gene Ontology annotation, molecular function: zinc ion binding. The coding region runs from base 1 to 2508 and encodes 835 amino acids.
AUGGGGGAAAAUGAAGAUAGAAUGCAUCCUUUUGAUAUAAAUAUGCCCUACAAUUCCCCGAGUACUCCAGUAGAUUAUAGCCCAUUUUCUGAUUCAUUUGAGCAUAUGCCACCUUAUAUGUCCUACCACCCUCCGCCGAGUAAUCCAGAUGACUUGAGGCAAGAAGUGCCCCCGACGUCAAUUGUGCCAACCGAUACCACAUUUGAACAAAAUCUUGGAAGUACAUCACGGAUGACUGCUGAAAGUUGUCUUGAUGCCGAUGACAUGGUCUUCGACAUAAAUGAAUAUUUAGAGGGUACCACUGUUGUCGAUGAUGAUGAAGUACGAGUUGAAGCACCAAGAUCUGGGAUGGAAUUUGACAGUAUGAAAGAUCUUACAGCCUACUAUAAGCAGUAUGCGAAGCAAGAGGGUUUUGGUGUACGGACACAAAGGACUAGGAAAGAUGAUGAAGGGAGGCCUGUGUACGUGACUGUUGGUUGUGCCCGUGGCGGAAAGUACAAUCCUACGAACAAUAAUAUCUCGAAGCCACGACCAACAACUAGAACGGAUUGUAAAGCGAGAGUAAAUGCGACAUUGAGCAAGAAUGAUAAAUGGGUUUUCACCACUGUUGAAAAUGUGCACAACCACAUAACUGUGAGCCCCAAGAAGACAAGAUUCUUGCGAUCUCACAAACAUCUAGAUGAAUACAGUCAAAGGAUCCUCGACCUAAAUGAUCGAGCCGGUAUACGAAUGAACAAGAAUUUUUAUUCUCUUGUCGUUGAUGCGGGGGGUUUUGAGAAUCUUCAGUUUCAAGAGAAAGAUUGUCGGAAUUUCAUUGACAAGGCUCGACAUUUAAGGUUGGGUAAAGGUGGUGGCGAAGCACUUAAUCAGUAUUUCCAAAGAAUGAGAGAUCGGAAUGAUGGGUUCGUUUCUAACAUGGACUUGGAUGAUGAGGGAAGGUUACGAAAUGUAUUUUGGGCUGAUGCUCGGAGUCGAGCGGCGUAUGAGUAUUUCGGAGACGUAGUAACAUUUGAUACAACGUACCUAACAAAUAGGUACGGGAUGCCUUUUGCGCCAUUCGUUGGUGUUAAUCAUCAUGGUCAGUCCAUAUUAUUAGGAGCGGGAUUGCUUUCAAACGAGGACACUGAAACUUUUGUGUGGUUGUUCCGAAUGUGGUUGGAUUGUAUGAAUGGUCGGGCGCCCAAAGCCAUGAUAACCGACCAAGAUCGGGCAAUGAAGAGUGCUAUUGCCAUUGUAUUCCCUGAAACUCGUCACAGAUAUUGUUUAUGGCAUAUAAUGCGCAAACUUCCAGAGAAGUUAGGAUCUCAUGCGCAAUUCAAUGCGGGGUUGAAGACUGACCUUCAUACUGCAUUAUAUGACUCACAUACCAGCGGUGAAUUUGAGGAGAGCUGGGGUCAAGUAAUUACGAAGUAUGAUCUCCACGGCAAUAAAUGGCUUCAAUCCUUAUAUGAGGAAAGGUCUUUUUGGGUUCCAGCUUACUUGAAAAGUGUAUUCUGGGCUGGAAUGAGCACAACACAAAGGUCGGAAAGCAUGAAUGCAUUUUUCGAUGGGUAUGUCCAUUCCGGUACCACGUUGAAGGAAUUCGUCGACCAAUUUGAUAAUGCUCUUAGAAAGAAGGUGGAGUUAGAGACAAUGGCUGAUUUCAAUUCUAACAACCAAACUAUUCCCUGCGUGUCCCAUUUUAAUAUUGAGAAGCAGUUCCAAAGGUUAUAUACAAAUGCAAAGUUCAAAGAAGUACAAAGAGAAUUACUGGGCCUAAUGUGUUGUAAUUGUUCGUUGGUAAGCACAGAAGGGUGCAUUUUAAAAUACCAAGUGUUGGAUGAAAUAUCUACUGAUGACCACAUCAAAACCUUGGAUUUCUGUGUUUACUAUAACGAAGAGGAGGUGGAGGUCAAAUGCACGUGUGCACUGUUUCAGACGAGGGGGAUUCUAUGUAGGCAUGCACUUAGAGUUUGUCAGUUGAAAAAGAUUAAUGUGCUGCCAAAUGUAUAUGUGUUGGAUCGUUGGAGAAAGGACUUAAAGAGGACAUACACAUUAGUCAGAAGCAGUUACGAUGACCAGCGGGACAGAGCAGAUGCACGGAAUUAUGAGCGGGUGCUUAAAAGAUGUUCAAAAUUAGCCACCAAAAUAUCCUCUGAUAAUGAAAAAAUCAGUGCUUUCUUGCGUGUUGUUGAUGAGUUUGAGACAAAAUGUGAAGGUUCAACACUAGAGUCGGCAUAUGAACAAACGAAGGCCAAAGCAAAUGUCGUCUUGGAUAAGGGUAAGAAGAUACGAAGCCCCAACGUGGUUCGAGGGAAAGGGAGACCCCCAAGUAAGAGGAAGGUUCCACCAGUGGAAAAGUUGGCAACAAAGAGAAAGAAAUCGACUUCCAGGAAAAUCUUGGUAGAUGAAACACAAUUGGGUGAGACAUCGGGAUCUGAACAACACCAAUUUGAUGAUGGGGUUGAUGUUGGAACACAAAACAGCAUUUUUACACAAUCAACUGCAGAGAUCUGCCGCCGGGAAUGA